Molecule: messenger RNA, 1441 nt
Organism: Aureobasidium pullulans EXF-150
Lineage: Eukaryota; Fungi; Ascomycota; Dothideomycetes; Dothideales; Saccotheciaceae
Product: putative cytochrome c peroxidase Ccp1
Exons: 1
Coding region: 94-1173 (359 amino acids)
Biological process (GO): hydrogen peroxide catabolic process; cellular response to oxidative stress; response to reactive oxygen species
Molecular function (GO): heme binding; peroxidase activity
Source: RefSeq, a predicted model, not a curated record
UCUCGCUCCUGUCCUUCUUUCUUCCCUUUCUUGUGAUACCCUGAGUGUGUUUGUCUUUUCUCUCCUCUCUAUCCUAAUUCCAAUACAUACACAAUGGCUUCCGCUGCCAGAUCUUUCACCCGCGCUCUUCGCACCCCCACCGCCUCUUCCUUGAAGAGAAGCGCCACCUUCGUCCCUCGCACUACUUUUGCACAGCAGGCCCGUCGUGGUUACGCUGAUGCAGCUGGUGCCAAGAAGGGCGGCAAUGGCCUCCUCAUCGGUGGUCUCGUUGCUGCUCUUGCCGGUGGUGCUGGUUUCUACUACAUGAACGGUGCUGAGCAGGUCAAGGCCGCCGGUGUGUUCACCCCCAAGCAGGAGUACUACCAGAAGGUCUACGACAAGAUCGCUCAGCUCCUUGUUGAGCACGAUAACUACGAUGACGGCUCUUACGGACCCGUCCUUGUCCGUCUCGCCUGGCACGCCAGUGGUACCUACGACGCUGAGACCAAGACUGGUGGCAGCAACGGUGCCACCAUGAGAUUCCCUCCCGAGGGUGACCACGGUGCCAACGCCGGUCUUCACGCUGCCCGCGACUUCCUCGACCCCGUCAAGAAGGAGUUCCCCUGGAUCACCUACUCUGACCUCUGGACUCUUGCUGGUGUCGCUGCCAUCCAGGAGAUGCAAGGCCCCAAGAUUCCCUGGAGACCCGGCCGUAACGACCGUGAUGUCUCUUACUGCACUCCCGACGGCCGUCUCCCCGACGCUUCCAAGGAGCAGAAGCACCUUCGCGCCAUCUUCAACCGUAUGGGCUUCAACGAUCAGGAGAUCGUCGCUCUCUCCGGUGCCCACGCUCUCGGCCGCUGCCACACUGACCGCUCCGGUUUCUCUGGUCCCUGGACCUUCUCCCCCACCACUCUCACCAACGACUACUACAAGCUCCUCAUGGAGGAGAAGUGGGCCUACAAGAAGUGGGACGGCCCCAAGCAGUUCGAGGAUGUCUCCACCAAGUCCCUCAUGAUGCUUCCCACCGACAUGGCCCUGAUCAAGGACAAGAGCUUCAAGUCUUACGUCGAGAAGUACGCCAAGGACAACGACGCCUUCUUCAAGGACUUCUCCAACGUCGUCAUGAAGCUUUUCGAGCUCGGUGUUCCCUUCGAGACUGAGGAGCGCAUGACCUUCAAGCCUUCCGAGUAAACAAUCUUUCGAUGCCCAUAAGACCAUCAACCAAGGAAAAUAAAAAGGAGGGAAUAGAAACAUACAAUGGCCCGGAUACACUACUAGACGCUGCUUCGGCCAGAGCGCAUCACGACUACAACUACAACUACAACAAUAGACCGUGCUGGAUAGCAUCUCUUUCUCGAUGAUACCUCGAUUCCGCAUCUAAAGAAGUGGAUGCUUGAUUUUUCUGUUACUUGGGUUUUGUCUUGUUCAUUUAGCGCUCUUCUUUUCUUCUCAUCAUCAC